AACAGCCGAGCGCGAAGCGGCCGCUUUCCGGAAGAUCCGGGUGCUGUGGCUUCAACAUAAACAGCAAUGGCGGAGGCAGCGGCAGCGUCAACGGUGGCUCCAGCAGUUAUCGGAGGCUGGACCAAGCACGUAACCUGCAGAUAUUUCAUGCACGGUCUUUGCAAAGAGGGUGACAACUGUCGAUAUUUACACGACCUCAGCAGCUGCAAGCCGACCAUGGUCUGCAAGUUCUUCCAAAAAGGAUGCUGUGCUUUUGGGGACCGUUGUAGGUAUGAACAUACCAAACCUACCAAGCAAGACGAAGCCCCUAUUUCUAAGCCGUCUGUGCCGCUGUCCGCUGCUCCCCUUGCUGGCACUCCUGAUCCAGCGUCUGAUGGACCAGGUGGCACGACCGGCGCCCAGGAGAAGCCCCACAGCUCGGGGGCAGUGGACUGGGUCAAUGCCGCAGAGUUCGUGCCAGGGCAGCCCUACUGCGGGAGGGCUGACCCAGUGCUGUUUGAGGGUUCUGGCCCGCUCAUCGAAGAAGAGUAUGAGAAAGAUAUAGCUAACAAAGAAAUGAAGAAACAACUUUGCCCGUAUGCUGCCAUCGGCGAGUGUCGCUAUGGUCUUAACUGCGCGUAUCUCCAUGGUGACGUUUGUGACAUGUGCGGCCUACAGGUGCUCCAUCCAACUGACACCUCUCAGCGCUCGCAACACAUCAGGGCCUGCAUCGAGGCUCACGAGAAGGACAUGGAGAUCUCGUUUGCCAUCCAGCGCAGCAAGGACAUGAUGUGUGGCGUGUGCAUGGAGGUGGUGUUCGAGAAAACCAACCCGAGCGAACGCCGCUUCGGCAUCCUCUCCAACUGCAGCCACUGUUACUGCCUCAAGUGCAUCAGAAAAUGGAGAAGCGCCAAGCAGUUCGAGAGCAAGAUCAUAAAGUCCUGCCCAGAGUGUCGAAUCACAUCCAACUUUGUCAUACCAAGCGAAUACUGGGUAGAGGACAAGGAGGAGAAGAAGAAACUUAUUCAGAAGUACAAGGAUGGCAUGGGGACUAAACCAUGCCGGUAUUUUGAUGAAGGCCGUGGGACCUGUCCGUUCGGAGCCAACUGCUUUUACAAGCACGCCUUCCCAGACGGCCGUAUCGAGGAGCCCCAACCCCAGAGGAGACAGACCGGCUCUAACGGAAGAAACCGGAACUCCAGACGUACGCCGCUUUGGGAUCUUCUCGACGAGCGGGAGAACAGCGACUCCUUCGACAACGAGGACGAGGAGAUGGUGACGUUUGAGCUAAGCGAGAUGCUCCUCAUGCUCCUGGCGGCCGGCACAGACGACGACAACACCGAUUCAGAAGAUGAGUGGGACUUGUUCCACGAAGAGCUGGACGAUUACUACGAGCUUUACCUAUAGCAUCCUUCCCGAAGUCUAACCCCGUGCCCUCCAUUUCUAUCCCUGUUAGAAACUAGACGGGAUUCUGUCUCGUGUGGCUGAUGGGCAGUAGCGUCUUUUCUCCGUGUUGUGGCAGUGCCUUUCAGCAGGCCGUUAAAAACGAUGAAUUCAUUUCAAAGUCGAUAAAUGAAUAAAAAAACACACGUCAAAAGGCAUACGAAUAGCUCUUGUGAUAAACUCUUUUCUAAAAAAGCCUUCUCCAUACUGUCCAUGUCUGGUUAACGUACAAGAAAAAAGUAUAAAGAGCAAAAACAAAAGUAAUUUAAAAAGCGCAAAAAAGGACACUAAGUUAUAAAUAUAUAUAUAUAUAUAUAUAUAUGAUCGGAAAGCUAAUAAACCUUGUGUGGGUUUCACAUGUUUAUCAUUGACUGUGAGGAUACAGCGACUGUAUGACUUCACUAACUGGUGGCUGUUAUAAUGCUUCAGAUAUUUUAAAAAUAUCUCUCUUCUCAUGCACUGAUUUUGACUGGGUGGUGGUGAGUUCUGUGAUGUCACAAUGCACUCUGUAACGUUCACGCGGGGCGACCUGUAACAUUGAACAUUUAACCCUUAAUAAGGUCCUUAUGUUACUCUCUAGUAAAUGAUCCACUGAGUUGUUUUUGUACAUGUUUAGCUGUACCUGAUGAGCUGUGGUAUUCAAUGGACAGUCCCACCUAAGAACUGAGUGCACCGAUACUGCUGUGAAUCUGGGCUCCCGAAAGCGGACUUAAAUGCAUUCGAAUAUGAAGCCGAAUGUUUCAUCAGUUUAACUGUCUGUUAAUUGUAAAUCUGUUUCGCUUCAGUGAGUAUUGCAUAUUAAGCUCAUUUGGCAGUAGUCAGACCACAAUCACCCAAUUGUUAUUCGGUUCUUGUCGAACUUGGUUGAAAUGCAUAUGUUUAUACAGAAAUGUGCUUGUUUUCUAUGGUUCAGAACCAUCCAACGUAACUUGAAAUUAAAGUUUAUUAUCAAA
Molecule: messenger RNA, 2375 nt
Organism: Triplophysa rosa
Lineage: Eukaryota; Metazoa; Chordata; Actinopteri; Cypriniformes; Nemacheilidae
Gene: mkrn1
Product: makorin, ring finger protein, 1
Exons: 8
Coding region: 67-1386 (439 amino acids)
Biological process (GO): protein polyubiquitination
Molecular function (GO): ubiquitin protein ligase activity; metal ion binding
Source: RefSeq, a predicted model, not a curated record